GGUCCACCUGUGAUUUAUUUUUUAGGUUCCACCUACUUUUUAAAGGAUGUGUUUCUGUGACAGUGGGGUGUCCAGGCAAUGAUGAUCACAUCUUGGCUCAGAGAAAGGACUUGAGAGAAAAGGAUGGGCAUGAGUUUCCGGGGCUUCUGGCAGACUGUCUUCUCCACUGCAGUGCUCUAUGGCUCACUUGCCCUUUUUACCUCCAUCCUCCAUAACGUGUUCCUGCUUUAUUAUGUGGAAACGUUUGUUUCCAUCUACAAGAUCGACAAAAUCUCCUUCUGGGUGGGAGAGACUGUUUUCCUCAUCUGGAACAGUCUGAACGACCCCCUCUUUGGUUGGCUGAGUGACCGCGCCUUCCUCAGCUCUCCUCAGUCAGGCUCUCAGAUCACAUCUCCAGAGGUGGUGCUGAAGCGCCUGAAGGCCCUCUCUACAAAUGGCCCUCUCUUCGCUCUGUCCUUCCUGGCCUUCUGGGUGGCAUGGGCCAGGCCAGGCCUACAGUUCCUGCUGUGCCUGUGUCUGUACGACGGUUUCCUCACCAUGGUGGACCUCCACCACAGCGCCCUGCUGGCCGACCUCGCCGUGUCUGCUGCCGACCGCACGCGCCUCAACUUCCACUGCUCCGUGUUCAGCGCCUUGGGCUCCAUCUCGGUUUUCCUCUCCUACUCUGUCUGGGACAAGGAAGAUUUCUACUCCUUCCGUCUUUUCUGCGUGACUCUGGCAGCUUUUUCCAUUUUGGGCUUUUUUGUUGUGUCGCGGCUUCUGCAGCAGCGAUUUAACAGGGAAAUCCGUCCAAAACAAGAUGAGGCGUCUACACUUAAAGAGCUCAGCGUCGGUCCUGCUCCAUUUACUCAAUCAGAGAAACCCAUCACUAUUGGACAGUAUCUAAAGCAGCUCUCCAAGCACAGAAACUUCAUGUGGUUUGUCUCCAUGAAUCUUAUCCAGGUGUUUCACUGCCACUUCAACAGCAACUUCUUUCCUCUUUUCCUCGAGCAUCUCUUGUCUGACAACAUCUCUGCCUCUACAGGAUCAAUCCUUCUGGGGAUCUCUUACGUUGCCCCCCACCUGAACAAUUUGUAUUUCCUGACACUGUGCCAGCGUUACGGGGUUUACCAGGUUAUCCGCUGGCUCUUUAUCAUCAAACUGGGACUUAGUGUGGUUAUGCUGCUUGCAGGGGCUGACCACAUUUAUCUGCUCUGCAUCUUCAUCGCCAGUAACCGAGUGUUUACAGAGGGCACCUGCAAGCUGCUGAAGCUGGUCAUUUCUGAUCUGGUCGACGAGGACUUUGUGAUGAACAGACGUCAGCAGGCUGCCUCAGCUCUCCUCUUUGGGAUGGUCAACCUGUUGACCAAACCGGGACAGACUUUCGCCCCGCUCAUCGGCACCUGGCUGCUCUGUGUUUACACAGGUUAUGAUAUUUUCCAGAGGACGCCGGUGAAGGACUCCUUGUCUGCGUCCGACUCAGGGACUCCGCCUCUCCGCCUGGGCUGCUUCUACCUGCUGGUGUUCGUUCCCAUCACCUGCGCCGUGAUCCAGCUCGCCACAUGGUCUCGCUUCACCCUUCACGGCCGAAAGCUGCAGGGAAUCAAGUCCCUGCGGCAGGGGUCCCAGCAGGCCGGUCUCAUCGAUGUCAAGGCCAUUUGAACCGAAGGAAAAGAAGUGUGAAGCUGCACAAAGACACUUUUUAAAAGAACAGUUUUUAAUGUUCAUCUACUAUCUUAAGAAGCAUAAAGCUGCUGUGUCUUCACUCUCCUUCAUUGUGAACUAUUACAUCACUUAAAGGAACUCUUUUUGUACUAGAAAAAUGGGAAAAGUCUUUGAUCCAACUCAAACAUGCCUUAUUUUUUUAUAUUGAAAUUCAGAUUAUAUUUAUAUUUAAAUUAAAGACCAAAUGUUAGCAUUAAACAGCCAAUCCUUUUUGGACCAAGAUAAAAGCAGUUUUAACAGACAUGUACAUGGUUAAAAUAAGUCGUGGAACUUUACUAUCCUCUCUGCCGUUAUUCCUUAACUGCAGCCUGUUUAUCCAAAUCAGGAAAACCGUUUUGCAGCAGAUCUAGAGUUCUCAUUUGUAACAUUAAAGAGAAUGAAGGCUGGAAUACAGCUGUGUUUAAUUAAGAGUGCCAUUGAUGCAGCGAAAAACUGCAACUAAAUACAUUAAUUUAAAUAUUUACUACUCAGAAAGACCUGCCAGAAAUGUAUUUUGUAAUACUUCAAAUACUGAAUGCUUGUUUGUCAUUUGUAUUUUAUUUUCUGACUCUUUUUGUCAUAUUUAAUUGUUGUAAUUAGGAAAUUAAGGUGAGAAAUUAUUAUAGCACUACUUGCAGCUCACUCUUUAUACAUAUUUAUGUUUAGCUCUAUGGUCAGUUACACUGUUAUCAGGCAAAGAAAUAAAACCUUUUUUUCCACCUUGA
Messenger RNA from Cyprinodon tularosa, 2408 nucleotides. It is a transcript of the gene slc68a1a, whose product is annotated as major facilitator superfamily domain containing 13A. The record is from RefSeq and is a predicted model, not a curated record. Bases 124 to 1641 code for a protein of 505 amino acids. Lineage: Eukaryota; Metazoa; Chordata; Actinopteri; Cyprinodontiformes; Cyprinodontidae. The transcript is spliced from 9 exons.